Molecule: messenger RNA, 503 nt
Organism: Colletotrichum phormii
Lineage: Eukaryota; Fungi; Ascomycota; Sordariomycetes; Glomerellales; Glomerellaceae
Exons: 1
Source: RefSeq, a predicted model, not a curated record
CCGGUCCAGCAGCAGCAUCAGGUCCGAUACCCCCGUCGACUCACCUUUUGCGGCUUGCCUUUACACGCUUUGCUCGCUCUCACACCUCUCUCACACUGCCACUGCCACCUCCAUGCAACAACCACCGUGGCACCGUGGUCCACGCCAAACUUCUGGCGCCUUUUUUCAUGUCAUCUUCUCACCGGUCCGGUUUAUUUUGGUGGAUUUUUUGUUAUUAUCAACAUCCUCAAAUGGAUUCAAGACACGACAUGCCACAAGGUUCAAACAGCUCAUUCGCACACCCUCACCAUUCAUCCCGCGCCAAAGCUCCCACGGCCCCCCCUCCUCCGCCUCCCCUCCACCCUACCCUGAAGUAAGGUAGGUAGGUACCUUACCGUAUGGUCCGCUCGCUCGCUCGCUCCCACCGCACUCUCUUACUCAAAGGUCUAGCUCAGCUUACCUCGAGAUAUCGAACAAAAAAAAAAAAAAAAAGACCCCAGGUCUAUAAAUCACUCAAUGCUCCA